This is a messenger RNA of Planococcus citri (citrus mealybug), 3053 nucleotides long. RefSeq names its product zinc finger protein 93-like. Gene Ontology annotation, molecular function: DNA-binding transcription factor activity; RNA polymerase II cis-regulatory region sequence-specific DNA binding. Bases 385 to 2370 code for a protein of 661 amino acids. Gene Ontology annotation, biological process: regulation of transcription by RNA polymerase II. The record is from RefSeq and is a predicted model, not a curated record. Lineage: Eukaryota; Metazoa; Arthropoda; Insecta; Hemiptera; Pseudococcidae. The transcript is spliced from 6 exons.
AAUUACGAUAGAUAUGAUAGUGGUAGUGGUGUAUAGUUUAUUAUUAUUUUUGAAUAAGUAUUAUCUUUUCUUUUCUUUUCCCAGUAAUUAUCUACAAAUUAUUCUAUAUUCUAAUAUUUCAAGUUAUGCAGUUUCGUGCAUCAUUAAACUAUGAUUAAAAAUACAAAGUAUCUGCUGGAAUUCGUUGCAGUUGAAAAGUGUUAUGGAGUCUCUUGGUGACGUCGCGUUAUAAAAACAUUCAAAAGUAUGUUGAUACUUUCAUGGCCUCGAUAUUGAAUAUUGGGCAUCUGUAAACCUUAUAUUGCAAUUCAUUUCCUCGUAUUUAAAGAUUGGAACUUUCAUCCAAGCAUCGAUUCAUUCUUGUUGGCGUUCAUCUUUGCAGCUAUGGAUCAAAUCAAAUCUCAAAUCAUCACCGUUGUUAACACGGUUGAUAAAUUGAACAUGCAAGAACGCUUAGAAGCAGUCAGCUACUUACAGAAGAUUACCGAAGCAUACAAAAGCAAAUCUCUAUGUUCAGAUUCACCUGUAAACGCUGAAUCUAAAAAUCUCAUAAAGAACUACAAACACAAAUGUCGUAAUCAUCUGUGCUUCACGAAUAAUGUAAAACAUUUGAAGAAAAUCGUGUGUUUCAAAUGCGACAAACGUUUGGAAAGCGAGUUCCAAUUAUUCGAUCAUUCUCAGACGCAUUUAGAUUAUCCAUUAUCGUGUUUACUAUGUCGGUGUAUAUUUCGUAACGUCGAAGAUUACAAUAGUCAUAAAGCGACAGAUUGUAACCAAAACAGAGGUCGAUAUGUGUGCAGAGUUUGUCAUCAUUCGUUCCCAACGAAGAAGACUUUUCAGUCGCAUUCUCUAGAUAACCACGGAAUGAAAUUGUACGAUAAUUGGUACGGAUGUAAAUUAUGCCAAGAGAUGUUCGAGCAGAAAAAGUUACUGUAUCAUCAUUAUAAAGAGGCACAUUCCGAGAUGAAAUGCCAGUUUGAGAAGAAUGGCGUCAAGGUUGCUAAUUCGAAAAUAGAUUCUCAACCUAAAGAGAAAUUAGUGGUAAAUGGGAACGAAACGUCGAACGAUGAAGAUACAGAAGACAUGGAGAAGUUUCAGUGUGUUCAUUGCGAUAGGACUUUCAGAAAGAAGUCGUUUCUUAGCGUUCACAUAAAGCGUCAUUUAUAUGCAGGGGAUUCGGAAUUCGUAUGUAAAGUAUGCAAGAAAACGUUCACCGUGUAUCGUUACUACAAACGUCAUCUUCAAAGCGUGUCGCACCAGAACAAAAAUGGCGAAGAUAAUCCUAUCUUCAAAUGUGAUAUUUGCAAGAAACUGUUCUCCAGUCGUGACUCGUUAUCGCGACACCAACUCAGGACACAUUUCACCGGCGAUAAAAGACUGAAAUGCCCGUUAUGUGAUUUUAAAACAGCUUUGGCUACUAGUUUAAGCAGACAUGUCAACUUACACACCGAGAAUAGGAAAUUCAUUUGCGAUCAGUGCGGUUCGUGUUUUCAUACGUUGUCUGCCUUGAAAGAUCAUACGGUUUAUGUGCACUCGAAUGAACGUAACUACAGUUGUGAAAUAUGCGGCCAAAGGUUCAAGUUGAAAAGUGGAUUAAAUCGACAUUUCAAGACGCAUUCUAACGAGAAAGAAUUCAAAUGCUUUUGUGGACAAGUUUACAAGUUUCGUACGAAUUUAAGGAGACAUUUGUUGACCGCUCACAAAAUAACUGGAAAAAAGAACAACGUAACUCGCGUUACAACCGAAGAAGAAGGCUACGCUUUGAACUCGCCGAAAGUAGUCAAACAACAGAAAAACAAACAAACGAAAGACAUCGUCGACACGACAAAUCAACUGGACGAAUUUGACAUUACCUCGUUGAGCGGUUUAACCGACGUAGACUUAUUAUGCGCCGAUGAGGUGCUCUGCGACACGUAUAACUUUUCGAAAUCAUCCAAUGGAAGUGUAGAAUCCCAGGAAAGUUUGAAUUCCAUCCUGGCACCAGCUCAAGUUGUCGAUCACGUCUUACAACAAGCCACCGAGCAAAAAUCAUCCAUCAUGGAUCCGAAACACUACGACAUGUUGGCCCAAACGUCGGCCGCUAAUUACGUCGAUAAUAAUUUGCCACCGAUGAAUUUCCGUUCAUUCUCCUGUCGCCAGUACUUGCCACAGAAUUUCGGCGAUGUUCUGAAUGCCGAAUAUGCUUCUCAAAUGGCUUCUACGAGUAGUAAAUUCGAUAACCAGUAUCUCAGCGCUUCGUUCGAAGAUACUAGUGGCAUGAUGGAAAACGCAUGUAAUCGUCAAUACGCUUCUAAUUAUUUAUCGGUGCCUGAAAUACCAGUCGACGAUGAGAAUACAUUUUCGUACAGUAAAUGGUUAAAUGAAAUUUAAACGUGUUGGUAAAUAAUACCUAUUCUGCAGUAUUAAGCGCUUUAUCUACUCAAUAUGAUUAACGGAAUUACACCGAGUGAAGAUUAUUCUUUGGAUGAAAAUCGUAUCUGUUAAUAGAUCAUUUUACCUGGAUUUUCGAUGACGAUACGGCUGGCCGAUUCGUGAAUUUUUUUCACACGAUGAGAAGAAGAGAAUGCAUAAAUUGACGUCGUUUCAACUGCGCCUUCAAAUUUUGCGAUGUGUUUAAAAUGACGAUAGUUCGAUGAAAUGACAUUAUUUUAUUUCACAUCUUCGACAUGUGUUUUAACAGUUGUUUGAACAAAUGGUACAGCUUUGACUAUAAUUAAGUACCCCUUCAAAAUCGUUCGACAGUAGUGGGAGGGGAAAGAGGAGUUUGCUCUUGUGUAUACGAUUUUUCUCUUACGAAUUACGAGACUUCUCUUGACUAUUGCAUUUUUUAGAGAUUCUGAUCGCGAUUAUUGUUGAUCAUGUUAAUCGAGGUGGUUUUAAUAAUGAUGCUACAAAAAUAAAAGGAAAUAUGUACUUGAAACGAAACUAUGUUUUACCACUGAAUUAAUUCCGUUUCAUUUUUUCGUGUAUGAUUUUGUGUUACUAUUUUAAAUAUUAUGUACUUGUGAUAUUAUUGCGUAUUUUUUGAGUAAAGUAAAUUUCGUUUACGUUGA